AUGUCCACUAUCGUUCAUAGCAAGAUGCAAGUAGUGAUUACUUGGUAUGCCAAAAAUAUUAUCACUGCUGUACUGAAUGAUACGAUUGGCAUCACAUCACAUCGUAUAGUGGAAUGGAAUGGAGUGAUGGUUGUUGUGUGUGUUGCACCACCAGGCAUGUCUCGAGCUGCUGCAAAUGUCAUAUCAAAACGAUCAUCAAUAUUGUCUGGUCAAUGUUACCAUGUCAAAUCAUCCAUUUGGUUGAACGAUACAGUCGACGUUUAUGUUCCCGAGCACUCGUGUGUGUCCGUGUAUGAUCCAUUAAACGCUGCAUAUAUUCCACCGACUGAACAUUGCAAUCCGAUCAUAGGCAUAUAUGCAGAGUUGUGA
This is a messenger RNA of Batrachochytrium dendrobatidis JAM81, 369 nucleotides long. RefSeq lists its product as uncharacterized. The transcript has 3 exons. Bases 1 to 369 code for a protein of 122 amino acids. The record is from RefSeq and is a predicted model, not a curated record. NCBI's taxonomy places the organism in Eukaryota, Fungi, Chytridiomycota, Chytridiomycetes, Rhizophydiales.